CGCGCACAGAAUCGGACACGUGAGCCCUCAGUGCCCUGGGAAGUUCAUGAAGAGCAACAUCUACGACCUUUUCUCCCUAAAUAAUACAGAUCUCAAAACAUGUUCUCCCGGCCUCGCAUGUUCUUCAGGAGGCUGUGGUCAAGUACCGUGGGUUAUCAGAUGCAUGAUUUGGCAAGAAGACACAUUAAUCGUAGAGUCAUUCAGUCACAUGAUGCCAGAAGCAGGUCCCCCUUACCUUUGAGGAUAACAUCAAGAAGACCCUGGAAAGGAAUAGCCUGGUCUGGCCUGGGGUUCACGUGGGCCAAGUGCGAGGGGCUGGUGAUGGAGGACAUAAGCCAAGAUGACACUACGCCUCUCAAACCACUUGAGAUGAAUGAAGCAGCGGCUCUCACUCACACAUCACUUCUGAGACAAGCUAGUGGAGUCAUGGCUGAUGCGUCAAUGCAGCUUCUUCAUCGCACAUUACGAGCCAUUCUUGAUUUCUCCUCCGAGUACAGAAAACAGCUAAAUGAACUAAUUAGUCUUCUAGAAUACUGCACAGCUACUUUGAGAAACCCAAUACAACAUGAUGAGUUCUGGGACCUGCUUGUGGCUGGGAGGUCUGAAAUGGACUCACUAAAACAACAACUCAAGGACCUCAGUAUCCUCAUGUCAUAUGCUUAUGCUGGUCUAGAAAGUGCUGCAAUGGCUGCUUUUAUAAAUGGGAUUGAGUGCACAGCAUCAUCAGCCCAACAAGCCAUAGACAGUGCCAAAGUAGAGUUGGAGACCAAUGCUGCAGAGAAUCUGGCUUUAGAAAUGCAGUAUAACAAUGCCUAUGCACAGUAUAUUGAGGCUUCACAGAAAAUGCUUGAAGAGAUGGAAGCAGCCCAGGAAGAGGAAGGUUCUGUUAAGGAUGAGGAAAAAGCGAAUGAAAAUGAGGAGAGAUGACAAGCAGAAGACAGAAGUUCUAGUUAGGUUUCAGCAAUUUAAAAUCACUGAGGAUUGAAGUUUAAGUUUAGACAUCUCAACGUCUUGGUGGCAAAUAUUGUAGACUUUACCACAGGUAGAAUAUGUAUAAAAUAAAGCUCUAAGUUUC
Messenger RNA from Penaeus chinensis, 1075 nucleotides. RefSeq lists its product as uncharacterized. Gene Ontology annotation, biological process: intrinsic apoptotic signaling pathway in response to oxidative stress; neuron apoptotic process. The coding region runs from base 100 to 927 and encodes 275 amino acids. Gene Ontology annotation, cellular component: mitochondrion. The transcript is spliced from 6 exons. The record is from RefSeq and is a predicted model, not a curated record. Lineage: Eukaryota; Metazoa; Arthropoda; Malacostraca; Decapoda; Penaeidae.